AUUAAUUUCAAGCACGACAGCUAGAAAGAUGGCGAAAUUAAACAGCCUACUCGUAAUCAUCCCUUUCUUCACUCUCUUCGUCCUCUCCUUCUCGGUGUCGGGGCUUAACACGCGUGUUGGAGGGAAGACGGAAAUAAGCAAUGUGAAGGAAGACAAGGAGGUGCAGGAUCUGGGAAGGUUCUCGGUGGAGGAGUUCAAUAGGAGGUACCCUCGGCACGGUGGCAACGGAGAGUUGGUUUUCUCGGAGGUGGUGGAGGCGCAGAAGCAGGUGGUGUCAGGGAUAAAAUACCAUCUGAGGGUGGAGGCGACGCAGAAUGGGCUGAGCAGAGUGUUUGAUUCGGUGGUGGUGGUCAAGCCCUGGGCUCAUUCCAAGGAAUUGCUUAACUUUUCCCCCAUUAGCGAGAGAUGAGAGGAAAUCCGUUUUGUUUUGAUUUUUGGAAUAAUUAAUUACUCGUACUAAUGUUGUUGAAUAAUUAUAACAUGCAUGUAAUAUUUCUGCGAGGAUGUAUUUUGCAUUGAGGAAUAAAACUAUGGAAGAAAUAAUUGAUAUUUUUUUAC
Molecule: messenger RNA, 558 nt
Organism: Rubroshorea leprosula
Lineage: Eukaryota; Viridiplantae; Streptophyta; Magnoliopsida; Malvales; Dipterocarpaceae
Source: the annotation of a GenBank genome assembly